CACCGUACUCAACCUCUCCACCUUAUUCACACCCACCCCAGCACAACGUCAACUUCUCGAAAAAGGCCUCACCUUCAUCCCCACACCCACAACCCUCGACAGGGGGGAACUUGAAAGGGAUAUACUCAACUAUCACAGACGACUCAAACUACAGGACUAUUUCAAAAACAAAUCAACUACUAAAACCACCCUCACCUAUCCCUCCACCUGGACACCCAACUCCUCACAAAUAAACACAAAUAUUCUUCAGUUAAUUAACAGAGACCUAAAUUCCUUAAAUAAACAUAAACCUACCCCAACUCCCCAACCAGAUAACUUAACCCCGGAAGAAAGGAAAGCCCUCCACCAACUCAUCCACCAAAACAACAUCAUAAUCAAACCCGCAGACAAAGGCUCAAAAAUCAUAAUCAUGGACAGACAGCAAUAUCUCCUGGAGGCAAACAGACAACUAUCCAACCAAAAAUACUACCAACCCAUCCCUGAAACAAUCCAGCCCCAAACACAAACAGAAAUCCGACAGAUCAUCCAAUCCCUCUGUGAAAAUAAAUACAUCACCGGUAAACAACGCGACUUCCUCUUCGGCCCGGACACUCCCAGACAACGACACUUUUACCUCCUCCCCAAAAUACAUAAAGACCCUCAGACCUGGACUGUUCCCUUUCAAGUUCCCCCAGGAAGACCCAUCAUCUCAGACUGCUCCAGUGCCACAUACAACCUCUCUCUGUACAUUGAACAAUUUCUCGGUCCACUUUCCACCAAACACCCCAGCUAUAUUAAAGACACCUACCACUUCAUAGAACUCAUCCAGUCCCAAAUACUUCCGUCCUCAGCCUACCUAUUCACCAUCGACAUUGACAGUUUAUAUACUAACAUCAAUACCACCCACGGACUCCAGACUCUCAGGACUUGUUUUGACCGCUUCCCUGACCCCUCCCGCCCUGACAGAGAACUCCUCCAACUCAUCAAAAUAUGCCUCUCCAAUAAUGACUUUUCCUUCAAUAAUAAACAGUACCUGCAGAUCCACGGGACCGCCAUGGGCCAGAGGUUCGCCCCAUCUUAUGCCAACAUCUACAUGAAUAUCUAGAUGACAUCAUAGGAGCCUGGACCCAUAGCCUAACACUCUUUCACGAAUUCAUCGACAUCCUCAAUAACCACCAUCCAUCCAUUAAAAUCAAACACACUAUCGCCCAGGACCACAUCAACUUCCUAGACACCACUGUUUUUUUUGACAACCAUAAUAACCCCACAAAACAACCCCUCACUAAAGUUUAUUUCAAACAAACAGACACCCACUCUCUCCUCCAUAAAACCAGCUACCAUCCAAAACACACCUUCAAAGGCAUCAUCAAAUCACAAAUAAUAAGAUUCCACAGAAUAUGCUCAAAAACAUCAGACAGGGACACUGCAAUAAAAACUCUUUUUCACUCAUUACAAACACACAGACAAUACAGCAAGAGAUACCUUCGGACCAUCAAAAACAACACACUAGCGGCCCUCUCUCCCGCCCACUCAUCCACGCCCUCUGGCUCCCAGGUAGGUCCCGGGGACCCCACCACCACCUCCGUUUCACCACUUCACCCUCAGCAAACCACCCACAACAGACCUACCUCCAUAAUCCCCUUUGUAUCGACCUUUUCUCUCCCAAACACCAACAUAAUACAACA
Molecule: messenger RNA, 1664 nt
Organism: Synchiropus splendidus (mandarinfish)
Lineage: Eukaryota; Metazoa; Chordata; Actinopteri; Syngnathiformes; Callionymidae
Exons: 2
Coding region: 410-1084 (224 amino acids)
Source: RefSeq, a predicted model, not a curated record